CUCGCUGCCCGCGUGGCUCGGGGCCCGCCGCCGGGCCCGCCCGCCGGCCCCUCACCCCCGGGCCCGCCGGCCAUGGCUCUCGCCGCCGGCGCACAGGGGGCCGCGGGCGGCUCCGAGGCCGGCUCCUCCUCGCCGGCUGGCGCGGCCUGGGCGCCGCCCACCCUGAACGCCGAGGGGGAGGUCGAGCUGCAGGCGCGGUGGGGCGCGCAGAGCGUGCCAGUGCUCCUGUCGCCGGCCGACUGGGGCACGCUGACCUUCGGGGAGCUGAAGCGCCGGCUCGACGCGGAGCUCAACGUGCCCCACGAGAAGAUGAGGCUCGUGGGCGUCGUGGCGGACGGGGGGCGGCCGCCCGCCGGCGACGACCUCCUGUGCACCCUCGCGUUCAAGAGGCCGGGCACGUUCGUGCUCGUGGGCACCGCGCGGGAGCACCAGCUGCAGGAGGACACCCCCGGAGCCGAGGCGGUCCCCGACCCAGGCUCGGUGGCGCGGAACGACCUGCACCUGCAGCGGCUGCAGGCUGCCAUCCAGGCGACGGACAUCACCGUCCUGCAGCAGCCCCGGGAAGGGAAGCGCCUGCUGGUCUUGGACCUGGACUACACCGUGUUCGAUUGCAAGUCCUCCGCGCCGAUCGAAAGGUGCAAGCGGCCGUUCACCGACGAGCUGCUGGUGGAGCUCUACCCAUACUACGACAUCGCCGUGUGGAGCCAGACGAGGUGGCAUUGGGUGGAGGCCAAGCUGACCGAGCUGGGCCUGCUGACCAACCCGCGCUUCAGCAUCUCCUUCUGCAUGGACCGUUCCUCGAUGUUCACCGUCACCUCCAUGGACAGGCACGGGCAGCCGCGCUCCCACGAGGUCAAGGCGCUCGAGGUUAUCUGGUCAAAAUUUCCGGCCAGCUUCGGGCCUGCCAACACGGUGCACGUCGACGACCUGGGCCGGAAUUUCGCCAUGAACCCACGCAACGGGAUCGAGGUCUCGCCGUUCCGCGUGAAGCACGCCAACAGCGCCAACGAUGUCGAGCUCAAGAACCUCGCGGCGUAUCUGCUCUCCCUCGUGGACGCGCCAGACCUGUCCGAGGUGGACCACUCGCGGUGGCGCGGCCUCUUCAGCUGA
Messenger RNA from Prorocentrum cordatum, 1110 nucleotides. The record is from the annotation of a GenBank genome assembly. Lineage: Eukaryota; Dinophyceae; Prorocentrales; Prorocentraceae.